This is a messenger RNA of Eurypyga helias (sunbittern), 390 nucleotides long. RefSeq names its product superoxide dismutase 1, soluble (gene SOD1). Lineage: Eukaryota; Metazoa; Chordata; Aves; Eurypygiformes; Eurypygidae. Gene Ontology annotation, molecular function: superoxide dismutase activity; copper ion binding. The record is from RefSeq and is a predicted model, not a curated record. Gene Ontology annotation, biological process: removal of superoxide radicals. The transcript is spliced from 4 exons. Gene Ontology annotation, cellular component: peroxisome; nucleus; mitochondrion. The annotation marks the transcript as partial.
GGUAAUGGACCAGUAAAAGUCACUGGAAAAAUCAGUGGCUUGGCUGAUGGAGAUCAUGGCUUCCAUGUCCAUGAAUUCGGUGACAACACCAACGGGUGUACCAGUGCCGGUUCUCACUUCAAUCCUGAAGGCAAGCAGCAUGGUGGACCAGGUGAUGCAGAAAGGCACGUGGGAGACCUUGGCAACGUGCACGCUAAAGGCGGAGUGGCGGAAGUGGACAUAGAGGAUCCCCUCAUUUCUCUCAGCGGACCGUACAGCAUCAUCGGGCGUACCAUGGUGGUCCAUGAGAAACGCGAUGACCUGGGUCGAGGGGGAGAUAACGAGAGCAAAUUAACUGGAAAUGCUGGCCCUCGUCUGGCUUGUGGUGUAAUCGGGAUAGCGAAGAGUUAA